Molecule: messenger RNA, 501 nt
Organism: Lottia gigantea (owl limpet)
Lineage: Eukaryota; Metazoa; Mollusca; Gastropoda; Lottiidae
Exons: 1
Source: RefSeq, a predicted model, not a curated record
ACUACUGUUAAAAUAAUGCUAACUACAUCAAUUGUAGAGCAAUAUAGAAAUACCACUGUUAAAAUAGUACUCAAUACAUCAAUUGUAGAGCGAUAUAGAAAUAUCACUGUUAAAAUAGUGCUCAAUACAUCAAUUGUAGAUCAAUAUAGAAAUACCACUGUUAAAAUAGUACUCAAUACAUCAAUUAUAGAGCGAUAUAGAAAUACCACUGUUAAAAUAGUGCUCAAUACAUCAAUUGUAGAGCGAUAUAGAAAUACCAGUGUUAAAAUAGUGUCCAAUACAUCAAUUGAAGAGCGAUAUAGAAAUACCACUGUUAAAAUAGUGCUCAAUACAUCAAUUGUAGAGCGAUAUAGAAAUACCACUGUUAAAAUAGUGCUCAAUACAUCAAUUAUAGAGCGAUAUAGAAAUAUCACUGUUAAAAUAGUGCUCAAUACAUCAAUUAUAGAGCGAUAUAGAAAUACCACUGUUAAGAUAGUGCUCAAUACAUCAAUUUCAGAGUGA